This is a messenger RNA of Monascus purpureus, 693 nucleotides long. Lineage: Eukaryota; Fungi; Ascomycota; Eurotiomycetes; Eurotiales; Aspergillaceae. The record is from the annotation of a GenBank genome assembly.
AUGGCAACCCGAAAAGUGCGUUUCUACGCUUCCGUGGCAGAAUUCUUGGAGGAAUACAUAUUCCACAAUGAUGCGUGUGCUAUAUUUCUAGUUGUCUGUUCGACCAGACAUCACUUCCUCGAGAAACUAUUUGUGGCCGUACAGACUCCUACCCGAACGGACGACUCAUGCAAGGAACACGAGCAUGGCAACCACAGGCUGCUCACGAAUACCAUUGGUUCGCUUGCUAAAUCCAGCAGGAUCAAAUUAGUAUUCUGCCCGACUGUGGAGAGUCUCCGUGCUUAUAUCUCGGGCUCCCAUAUGACCUUUCCCAGUGAAAUGACGACUUCAAUAGUACAGCGCGACAGCCGGCCGGUUCUUGCAAUUCUGGACCUGCUCGCUCUUCAUCAUAAGACCCCGGAAUUCUCUGCCCAGGGAUUAUCGAGAACACUUGCCAGUCUGGUUGAGGCUGCCGCUCGGGAGACUGCGGACCUUGUGCUUAGUGAAUGCGCAGAUGUCACAUAUCACGCGGACGGGGAAACUGGCCAGGCACUAUGGCACGCGGAUGUACCGUUGCUGCGAGGCCUCGUCCAAACUGGGGAAGGAGAUGACAACACGUGCAUGGGGCCAGGUGUGCCUGUGAGACGGGUUGUGCGGAGGUGGUUUGAUUUCGAUGAGAACAGCCGGAUUAAGACGAUAUCUACAGACGUCUAG